AUGCCCUGGUGUAGAAGAAAUACGCCCGGCUCAAGGUGCGAUGCUCCCUGCCCUCGUACUCCCUCGCUCUCUCUCGUUCUCACUCAUCCUCCCUCGCCCUCCCUUGCCCUCACUCAUCCUCCCUCGCCCUCCCUUGCCCUCACUCAUCCUCCCUCGCCCUCCCUUGCCCUCACUCAUCCUCCCUCGCCCUCCCUUGCCCUCACUCAUCCUCCCUCGCCCUCCCUUGCCCUCACUCAUCCUCCCUCGCCCUCCCUUGCCCUCACUCAUCCUCCCUCGCCCUCCCUUGCCCUCACUCAUCCUCCCUCGCCUUCCCUUGCCCUCACUCAUCCUCCCUCGCCCUCCCUUGCCCUCACUCAUCCUCCCUCGCCCUCCCUUGCCCUCACUCAUCCUCCCUCGCCCUCCCUUGCCCUCACUCAUCCUCCCUCGCCCUCCCUUGCCCUCACUCAUCCUCCCUCGCCCUCCCUUGCCCUCACUCAUCCUCCCUCGCCCUCCCUUGCCCUCACUCAUCCUCCCUCGCCCUCCCUUGCCCUCACUCAUCCUCCCUCGCCCUCCCUUGCCCUCACUCAUCCUCCCUCGCCCUCCCUUGCCCUCACUCAUCCUCCCUCGCCCUCCCUUGCCCUCACUCAUCCUCCCUCGCCCUUGUCACCGAAUAUGCACGAAGACGAGGCCGACACGGCGAAUCAUGUGCAGGAGCCGAAUCGCGAAGGCGAAACCAAGGGCGAUGACGCAUCCCAGGAGGAAGGCGCAGGCGAGCAGCGCGAUAUGCCCGCUGGAGUCAACAACGACGACCCCGCGCAGGCGGGCGUGGCGGCGGAGCCAAGCACGGCGGAGGCGGACGGAAAGAGCGGUGCUCGGAACCAGCCGCGCGGCGGAGAGAAGAGUGAUGGCGGGAAGCGUAGCAGUGGCUCGCGCUCUCCGGAUCCGCGUCAGCAACGUGACGAAGGACGCGGUGGCGGCGCGCGCUCGCCAGACCCGCGGCUGAAUCGUGACGGGGGACGCGGCGGCGGCGCGCGCUCGCCAGAUCCGCGGCUACAUCGUGAUGGGGGAAGGGGCGGCGGCGUGUGCUCGCCAGACCCGCGGCACAAUCGUGACGGGGGACGCGACGGCGGCGUGCUCUCGCCAGAUCCGCGGCUGCAGUAUGACAGGAGGUGUCGGAGAAACAGCUCUGCUAGUCAUCUGCCUGCAUUCUGA
Messenger RNA from Closterium sp. Naga37s-1, 1191 nucleotides. The record is from the annotation of a GenBank genome assembly. Lineage: Eukaryota; Viridiplantae; Streptophyta; Zygnematophyceae; Desmidiales; Closteriaceae.